Molecule: messenger RNA, 5085 nt
Organism: Mirounga angustirostris (Northern elephant seal)
Lineage: Eukaryota; Metazoa; Chordata; Mammalia; Carnivora; Phocidae
Gene: CDC25B
Product: cell division cycle 25B
Exons: 17
Coding region: 2124-3911 (595 amino acids)
Biological process (GO): protein dephosphorylation; G2/M transition of mitotic cell cycle; positive regulation of G2/MI transition of meiotic cell cycle
Cellular component (GO): nucleus; cytoplasm
Molecular function (GO): protein tyrosine phosphatase activity
Source: RefSeq, a predicted model, not a curated record
CCGCUGGACCCGGCGGCGCUCGGGCGUCCGGGGACCGGCGGGCAGGGGCGCGGUGCCCGGCCUCCGCGCCCGGUGGGCAGCGAUUUGCUGCGUAUAAAGACUAACAACUGUGCUUUGUGGGGUUUGUUUUGUUACAGCAAAAACAGUCCACGCUCUUUGAGGACACUGAAAAAUACAGGAAACUAAAAAUCACCUUUCACCCCAGCACCUGGAGAGAUGCGCAGGCGGGACUGUCUCCUCCCUCACCCACACCCUUACCCACCCUCCUCCCCAGGACAGUCACAUCCUGGGCUGUGAGUAGUGGCUGGAUGUUGGGAGCUGGAUUCUUGAUCCAGGGUGGAUGAACCUGAAAUCUGAGCCCUCUCCAGCACGAAGCAUAGCACCUGACAGAAGCUGAACAAAACGUUGGGAGAAGGAAAAGUCAUGAUCUGCACCUCCCUACCCCUCUCAGAUAGAACUGGGGUCUUUGGGGGUGCCUGGGUGGCUCAGUCGUUGAGCAUCUGCCUUCGGCUCAGGUCGUGAUCCUGGGGUCUUGGGCUUGAGCCCCACAUAGGGCUCCCUGCUCCGCGGGAGGCCUGCUUUCCCUCUCCCACUCCCCCUGCUUGUGUUCCCUCUCUCGCUGUGUCUUUCUCUGUCAAAUGAAUAAAAAUCUUUAAAAAAAAAAAAAAAGAAAAAAGAAGAAGAACUGGGGUCUUUGCAUCCCGUUCUUCCGCAAGUCCCCUAGCCCACCCAACCACCUACUGCCAGGCCCUCCCUUCUGCCACUCCCACCCACUGCACCUUGGCUGGAGGGAUGUGACCGCAGGGAAGUGAAGAAGAGCCUGAGCUCUUGCUUGCCUGAGCUGUGCACCACCCAGCCAGAGGCCCCCCUCUUCAGUGGGGAGACAGGAUGCAAAAGCACUUACUGCCCAUUCACUUUUGGGUGCAGGCUUCCAGGGCUCAUUCCAGGAAAACAAGAUUGCUGGAAAGUGAUCAGUUAGAAGAUGCUCAGUUUAAACUAGUGACAGAUUCAGUUUCCUUGGUCAUCAAAGAAACACCAAUUAAACAAUGUAAUGCCAUUAACAUCACUUUAGCCAAACCGUCAGUGGGCAUGAGGUAUUUCCAUAACUUGGUUCUGAGGUCGAAGAUACCUUCUUCGGCCGCAAUCGCCAAAACCUAUGGUUAGGUCAACCAUUAGAGCCUCCUCUGAGGCUGCUGGAGAAAAUUGGACCUCUUGGGGUCACAGGUAACCUGGGGCCCCAUGAGUUACACGGAGGCCCGCACCUCCGGUCUACCUCCUGUGCGGGGUGAGGGGGUAGGCUCCGCUUGGCAAUUAGGCUUUACCGACGCUCCGCGCUGCCAGUCAAGAGGACAGAGAGGCUGCAGGAGCGCCUGGGGUGAAUUUCUGCUCUACCACUUGCCCCGUGUGACCUUGAACGAGUUAAUGAAGUUUUCCACGACUCAACGUCCGGGUCGAUAGAGUGACGAACACGGACCGCACCGUGUAGCCGUGUUUGGCAAACUCCCGGAGUGGAGCCUCUCCCGGUGCCUACUGGUGAGUGUAGGUGAUGUUAAAUCUCGGGGGGUUCCCUCGGAGGCCACCCUAGCGGGUGUGGCUUCCUCAGGAACCCUCUCCGCCGGGGGUACCUCCAAACCACAUCCCGAGAAGCAGAAUUUGGGCAGCCAAGAUCCUCGAGUCCUGGCUGGGGUGGCGGGGGGCGGUGCGUGGAGGCUUAGGAGAAACCCCAAUUCCUGAGCCCCGACCAGAGCCUGGAACUGGGCUGGGCCGGGCUGGUCAGCAUCCGCGCCUUUCACCCCGCGGGCCCCGCCCUCGGUCCCGCCCUCCUCCAACCCGCGCCCCCAUUGGUGGCGUCCGGCGGCGCGGCCGCUGUUAUUUUUCGAAUAUAUAAGGAGGUGGAGGUGGCAGCUGCGGCUUAGAGGCUUCCCGGACUGGUGGCUGGUCCCUGCGUCCCUCCACCCCGCCCCACCCUCCCCGCUUCCCUCUCCUCCCUCGUUCCGACCCCGUGGCUCUUCCUCCCUCCCCCCCCCCCGCCCCGGGCCCGCUCCCCACCUCGUCCCGGCCAGCUGUGCCCGGCGUCGCCCUGCGCCCGGCCCUCCCGCCAGCCUUCGGCGGGCCCCGCCGCGAUGGAGCUGCCCCAGUCGGAGCCCGCGCCGGGCCCGGCUCUCAGUCCCGCCGGCGUGCGCGGUGGCGCCCCGCGUCCCAGCCACCUCCUGGGCCUCCAGCUGGGAGCUCACGGCCUCGUGGGGUCCCCGGAGCGCGCGGCCGCUUCCUCGCCGGUCACCACCCUGACCCAGACCAUGCACGACCUCGCCGGGCUCGGCAGUGAGACUCCAAAGCGUCAGGUAGGCAGCCCGCUCACAUGCCUAUCCCUGUCCCGGCGGCGGGCAUCUGAAUCCUCCCUGUCGUCUGAAUCCUCUGAUGCAGAGUUGCGACAUGGUGGGGGAAUGUGUACAGAAGAUGCCACUACUUUCAAACCAAGGUGCUCUGUCCCCCCAGGUCUGUGUAUGGAUUCUCCCAGCCCCAUGGACCCCCAAAUGGCAGAGCGGACGUUUGAGCAGACCAUCCAAGCGGCCAGCCGGGUCAUCCGAAACGAGCAGUUUACCAUUCGACGUUUCCAGUCCUUGCCGGUGAGGCUUCUGGGCCACAGCCCUGUGCUACGGAACAUCACCAACUCCCAAGCACCUGGCAGCUGGAGGAAGAGUGAGGCGUGUGGCCGAGCUGCCCACAGCUCUGGGGAGGACAAAGAGAAUGAUGGAUUUGUCUUCAAGAUGCCAUGGAAACCCCCGCAUCCCAGCCAUGCCCAUGCUUUGGCAGAGUGGGCCAACCGCAGAGAAGCCUUUGCCCAGAGACCAAACUCAGCUCCCGACCUGAUGUGUCUCACCCCUGAGCGCAAGAUGGGAGUAGAGGAGCUGAGUCCCCCAGCCCGAUGCCGCUUCUCUCUGACUGCCACCCAGGGGGCCUCUGAAGAAGAUGAUGGAUUUGUGGACAUCCUGGAGAGUGACUUAAAGGACGACAACGCGGUACCCCCAGGCAUGGAGAGCCUCAUUAGCGCCCCACUGGUCAAGACCUCAGAAAAGGAGGAAGAGCAGGACCUCAUCAUGUACAGCAAGUGCCAGAGGCUCUUCCGCUCUCCGUCCAUGCCCUGCAGCGUGAUCCGACCCAUCCUCAAGAGGCUGGAGCGGCCCCACGACAGGGACCUGCCCAUACAGAACAAACGGAGGAGGAGUGUGACCCCUCCAGAGGAGCACCGGGAGGCCGAAGAACCUAAAGCCCGUGUCCUCCGCUCCAAGUCCUUGUGUCACGAGGAGAUUGAGACUAUCCUGGACAGUGACCACCGGGAACUGAUUGGGGAUUACUCCAAGGCCUUCCUUCUGCAGACUGUGGAUGGGAAGCACCAAGAUCUCAAGUACAUCUCACCAGAAACGAUGGCAGCCUUACUGGCAGGCAAGUUCAGCAACAUCGUGGAGAGGUUUGUGAUUGUGGACUGCAGGUACCCCUACGAGUAUGAAGGCGGGCACAUCAAGACUGCUGUGAACCUGCCCCUGGAACGGGAUGCUGAGACCUUCCUGCUACACAGCCCCAUCACACCCUGUAAUCUGGACAAGAGAAUCAUCCUCAUUUUCCACUGUGAAUUCUCAUCUGAGCGCGGUCCCCGCAUGUGUCGUUUCAUCAGGGAGCGUGACAGAGCCGCCAACGACUACCCCAGCCUCUACUAUCCUGAGAUGUAUAUCCUCAAGGGCGGCUACAAGGAGUUCUUCCCGCAGCACCCGACUUUCUGUGAGCCCCAGGACUACCGGCCCAUGAACCAUGAAGCCUUCAGGGACGAGCUGAAGACCUUCCGCCUCAAGACCCGCAGCUGGGCUGGGGAGCGGAGCCGGCGGGAGCUCUGUAGCCGCCUGCAGGACCAGUGAAGGGCCAGCACCGGUCCUGCCUACCUUCUUGGCCUCACUGCCUGGGUGCCAGCCACCCGGGUGCCUGCAGGGCUGAGGGUCUGCUGGAGGCCCCAGCUGCCAUCCAGGGGAAGGACAGUGAGGGUGUCCUGUGCAUCUGCCCCCAGCCCCGAUCCCCAUGUCUCACUGCGAUCAUACUCCAUAUUCUCGUGCCACCCCCAACCCCAGCCCAGCCCCUGGGAGAGCCCAGCCUGUUGACUUGGUGAAACUGGAUUAAGUCCAGCUCAAAGGAAGUAUUUUGUGUCCAGCAGGAACCUUUUUGCUUUUUUUCCUUCCUUUUUUUCCUAACCCUUUGUCUUAUGUCCAGAAAAGCCCCCCCUCUUUCCUAGGCACUCUGUAAGCGGCUGGAGGAAAGUCCACAGCACCCCCCACACACCCCAGGAUGGGCCAAAGCAGAACCUCUCCCUGCCCAGGGUGUUGGCACUCUUGGGUGUGUCUGCCAUGUUCCCUUUCUCUUCCUCUCUUUCCUGUCCUUCCACGUGAACACCUCUAGCACAAACAGAAGCUCUUACUCUUUCCUGUUUCAGUGUUACCUACAUGCUUGAUUCAUUCGUCUGAUUUGUUGCCCAUCUCAGGGUAUGCACAGGCUGAGAUUUAGGCUCCUCUCUCCACUUGGGGUUAGAGACUCCAAACAUUAAUUAGCCACUCAACCCUGGCUUCUGGUGCAUCAGAAAGGGAUGACCUCCUUGGGGGCCUGUUGGGCGAGGGCUAAGGUCUGCAUCCUCAGCGCCUGGCAGCCCAGCCCCCACUGCUGUGAACUCCGGGGUCCGACUGGUCAGAACUUGCUGCUCUCUUGUUGUGGAUGGACAGAUGGACGGACGGAUGGAUGGUGGAUGGAUGGAGAGCCACGGAUGCCCAAUGUCCUGCACACACAAACUGCUGAGUGGAAGCAUUUCAGUGAGCAUGACCAUCUGCAGCAAGGAUAUAUGUGUGUCUGUGUCUGUGUGGACAAAAUCUUUACACAUUAAGGUUUGGAAAUAUUCAAGACGAAAUGUCAUGGAAGCAGUGAAGCCAAGGACAGAGCCACGUCUGGAUUCUGAAUCUCAGGACGUGUGGAGGGCUGUGCUUGAAGGCCCUGUUGACUCACCUGUUCAGGCCUUGGUUCAAUAAAGCACUGAGCAAGCUGAGUAACCAG